This is a messenger RNA of Aplysia californica (California sea hare), 1065 nucleotides long. RefSeq names its product tachykinin-like peptides receptor 86C. Gene Ontology annotation, cellular component: membrane. The transcript has a single exon. The record is from RefSeq and is a predicted model, not a curated record. Lineage: Eukaryota; Metazoa; Mollusca; Gastropoda; Aplysiida; Aplysiidae. Gene Ontology annotation, molecular function: G protein-coupled peptide receptor activity. Bases 1 to 1065 code for a protein of 354 amino acids. Gene Ontology annotation, biological process: G protein-coupled receptor signaling pathway.
AUGGAAAUACAUAACGUGACGUCAGUGCCACACGGAGCGUCCUAUCUGGUAAGCCUAGCAACACUGUACACAAUAGAAACUAUUAACCUUGUCGUACUCAGUGGAUUAGUUUCCAUCUUCGGCGUCAUUAGCAACCUUGUGAACCUCUCCAUCUUCUGGAGACACGGUUUCCGUGAAAGUAUCAACGUGGGACUCACCGCUCUGGCCGUCUCUGAUUUGGGAACAGUUAUCAGUGGCGCGAUUCUCUCGGUCUGUUUCAACCCUUUGAUCCCUUACUCAGAGAUGGGAGUGAAUAGUAGAGACGUUCAGUACCUCGUCGGGGCACAUCCACGCUUCUGCUUUGCUCGCAUCACGGGACUCAUCACCGUCUACAUCACAUUAGAGAGGUGUCUUUGUGUGGCCGUGCCUCUACACGUCAAGAGAAUUCUCACACCUCGUCGGACAUUCGCCGUCGUCGUCCUCAUCUUCACCCUCAUUUUUCUCAUCGAGACCCCUAUCUACAUGGCUCACAAACUUGACUGGAAAUUCUCCUACGCUCUAAAUAGAUCAGAAAUAAGUUUGGUCUCGAUGUCGAACGCAGCUGAGCUGGAAAACUUGAGCUUUGGGCUCAGUGUCUGUGUCCAAUUCAGCUCGUUUGGCCUUCUCCUCAUUCUGACGUCAACUCUCGUCCUUCUGCUCAAGAAACGCUCCGAGUGGCGUUUGCAGACGGUCUCUGCCGGACCCUCCGACAAAAAUAACGUUUCCCGUCGAGAACGUGGGGCCAUCAGACUGACCUUAAUGGUAUCUACCAUCUUGAUUUGUUUUCUUUUCCCCAGCACGCUUCUCAUCAUCACCAGUUUUCUGGAACCAGAGUUCAACUUCGGUCGUCGUUACCAGAAUAUGUAUUUCAGCGUCUGGACGAUUGUUUCUCUUGGGGAAGUGUCCAACUCAAGCGUGAACAUCUUCGUCUACUACAAAAUGAACUCUAGAUACAGAGAGACGUUUCGUGGCGUGUUUUGUACAAAGAGCUCUAGUAAAGAAGGCAACAAGACUCCAGUGAACGUUUCGCACACGGAAAAAUUAUAA